This is a messenger RNA of Nymphaea colorata (pocket water lily), 435 nucleotides long. RefSeq names its product transcription factor ALC-like. The record is from RefSeq and is a predicted model, not a curated record. Gene Ontology annotation, molecular function: protein dimerization activity. Lineage: Eukaryota; Viridiplantae; Streptophyta; Magnoliopsida; Nymphaeales; Nymphaeaceae. The transcript is spliced from 4 exons. Gene Ontology annotation, cellular component: nucleus. Bases 1 to 435 code for a protein of 144 amino acids.
AUGGGCUCGGAGGUGAAUGAAAGGGUCUAUAGGUUUGAGGACUGGGCAAAUCUCACCGAUUUGUCAUGGCCACUAGACGGCAAGUAUGACAGUACCGGUGGAACUAACUCUAGUUGCCUGGCCAGAUUCGGUGAAGAAGAUGGUCCGUCCAGCGGAAAACAAAUCGAAAGUAUGGAAACGAAGAGUAAGAAUAGAAGGAACAGGAUCAGUGAGAAGGUUGCGGUUCUCCAUGACCUCAUACCUAAUGCAAGAAAGCGUGAUAUGGCCUCCAAGCUGGAUGAUGCGGUUAAGUACAUGAAAUCACUGCAGCUGCAACUUCAAUUCGUUUUACUAGCAUCAGUCACCAUGCGAAUAUGUGAUACGCCAAUUAAUUUUUCUUACGUUGCUCUUAGGCUUUCUAUAUUCUGUGGCGGUUUUCAUGACAACCUUAAUUGA